Colius striatus (speckled mousebird) is the source of this 4300-nucleotide messenger RNA. It is a transcript of the gene RIPOR1, whose product is annotated as RHO family interacting cell polarization regulator 1. Bases 445 to 3534 code for a protein of 1029 amino acids. Lineage: Eukaryota; Metazoa; Chordata; Aves; Coliiformes; Coliidae. The record is from RefSeq and is a predicted model, not a curated record. The transcript is spliced from 24 exons.
UGUGGCCGGGACAGCCGGGGAAGGAGCAGGAGGCAGCCGGAGCUGCGGGGAGCUCAGCCACGACCUGCGCAUCCCCUGGACAUCAGCUCUCCGUCCUGCCAAGCUGGUGGGAUCCUUCCUCUGGAAGCCCUUCCCUGCCCUACUGAAGAGGCACCAUGCAGGUGGCAGCUUUCCCAGCUUUGCACCAAUGUAACCCAAAUGCCUAAUUUAUGGUUUGGAGGAAGAGAAUUGCAGCACUACAGCAGCAUCAUUUGAUGGGCUGGGGUUGAGUUGAACCCUGGGGUGUGUGGAGGUGCUUCUGCUGCUCCCUGGGGGUUGGACCUCAGUGUCCUGUCAGCACAGGCUGGGGCUGUGUCCUCCUGGUGAUGGCCCCUGUGGGACACCUUCACUGAGCACCAGUGCCCAUGCAGGAGCAGAGGGCGACCCUCCAGGUCACACUCAGCGAUGUCCCUGUCUGUGCGCCCGCAGCGCCGAGUGCUCGUCACCAAGAUCAAUAGGAGCCAGUCCUUUGCUGGAGUCAACUCAGCGGCUGAGCGGCCCCUCAGGAACCUCUCACCCUUCACCCCCACGGUGUCCCGCAAGCCUGGCUCCAGGGUCAGUAGGAUGUUCUCCAUGUCCCACAAAUCCCCCCCACCCAAGGUGCCGCAGCCCAACCGCCUGGACGAGGUGUAUGAAGCUCUCAAGAAGGGCCUGACAGCCUACCUGGAAGUGCACCAGCUGGAACUGGAGAAGCUCAGCACCCAGAUCCGGGAGUCCAAGAGGAAUUCACGCCUGGGCUUUCUGUACGAUCUGGAUAAGCAAGUGAAGUCCAUCGAGCGCUUCCUGCGUCGCCUGGAGUUUCACGCCAGCAAGAUAGAUGAGCUGUACGAGGGUUACUGCAUCCAGCGGCGGCUGCGGGACGGCGCCCACAACAUGGUGCGUGCGUACAGCACGGGCUCGCCCGGCAGCCGCGAGGCGCGCGAGAGCCUGGCCGAGGCCAGCAAGGGCUACAAGGAGUACACAGAGAACAUGUGUCUGUUGGAGAACGAGCUGGAGAGUCAGCUGGGCGAGUUCCACGUCCGGAUGAAAGGCCUGGCAGGCUUCGCCCGGCUUUGUGCUGGUGACCAGUAUGAGAUCUUCAUGAAGUACGGGAGGCAGCGGUGGAAGCUGCGGGGCCGCAUCGAGGUGAACAGCAAGCAGGUGUGGGACAGCGAGGAGAUGGUUUUCCUGCCCCUGGUCACCGAGUUCCUGUCCAUCAAGGUGACGGAGCUGAAGAGCCUGGCCAACCACGUCGUGGUGGGCAACGUGUCCUGCGAGACCAAGGACCUCUUUGCAGCUCUGCCCCAGGUAGUGGCUGUGGAUAUCAACGACUUGGGCACCCUCAAACUCAGCCUGGAGGUGACCUGGAACCCCUUCGACAAGGACGACCAGCCCUCGGCAGCCAGCACUGUCAACAAGGCCUCCACGGUGAACAAGAGGUUCAGCACCUACAACCAGAGCCCCCCGGACACGCCGUCCCUGCGGGAACAGGCUUUCUACAACAUGCUGCGGCGCCAGGAGGAGCUGGAGAACGGCACGGCCUGGUCCAUCUCCUCCGAGUCCUCGGACGACUCCUCGAGCCCGCAGCUGCCCGGCAGCGCCCGCCACGCCGCACACAAGCCCCUGGUGCAGCCCGAGGUGCAGGCGGCCGCCCCCGCCAUCGAGAUCUCCUUCUCGCAGCAGCCGGAGGACGCCGAGGCCGCGCCGGGGGGCGCCGGGAGCCGGCCCGAGGAGCCGGGCGGCCGCAAGAAGGAGGCGGUGGCCAACGGGCACGUGGCCUACUCCCGGACUCUGAGCCACAUCAGCGAGGCCAGCGUGGAUGGCACCACGGAGGCCAAGGCUGCUGAGAGCCCCUGGGAGCCUGUGCCCGGCCUGGAGGACGCAGGGAUGGGCGAGCAGGACGCGGAGCCACCCCCCAGCGCCGCGGCGGGGCAGGACAGCGGCGCCGAGGCCAAGCCACGUCCCUCCGUGGCCUGGGCCGUCACCUGCGAGGAGGAGGCUGGUGGGGCCGAGCCGGGGCAGAGCCAGGCGCCGGCACGGGGGGCCUGUGGCACUGGGGUCCCUGCGGCACCUGAACAAGCCUCAGUGGGAGAGAAGCCCGUCCCAGCCCUGCCGCUGCCCGCCGGCGGCCCCGAGGUGCCGCGGCCCAAGGUGGUGGAUUCGGGUCUGGAGGAGGCCAUUGGCCUCCUGGGCUCAGCCCUGGACGACUAUCGGGGGCAGUUCCCAGAGCUGCAGCCCCUCGAACGGGAGCUCAAGCACCUGGAGGAGAUGCUGCUGCAGAAGCAGGGUGUAUUCCUCAGCCGGGCCUCCAGCAUCAGCCUGACGGUGGAACAUGCGCUGGAGAGCUUCAGCUUCCUCAACACCUCUGACAUGGAGGACUCAGAGGGCUCUGAGGAGGAGCUUGUCCAAGAUGAGAGGAGGGCUGGCAGGCCCCGGCGUGGCAGCAAGGCCCCCAGUGCCAGCGAGACGGGGGUGGACGACACGGGCAUGUGCAGCGGCUCCGAGGGCAGCACCGACCCCCUGAGCAGCGGCAACGAGUUCCUGGAUAAGGCCCUGGUGCUUCACCUCAACAACUGCAACCGCCUGCUGCUGAAGCUGGGCACGUUCGGGCCACUGCGGUGCCGGGAGAUGUUUGCCCUGGACAGGCUGCUGCGGGAGGCGCAGGUGCUGGAGGUGGUGUGCCAGCUGAUGGAGGAGCGUGCCGGUGCCACCGCUGCCGCAGAAGUGGUGCAGUUCUCGACGCGGAAGGAGGGCGUGUUGUCCCUUUGGGAUCGCUGUGUCCAAGGGCCCAACCUCUACACCUGCCCCGUGGAGCGGUUCCUGCAGGUGCUCAGUGCCCAGUACGCGGCGCCCAUCAGCGAGCGGCACCCCGGCCUGGCCGAUGCCGUGUGUGUGAAGCUGGUGGAGGACGUGCUGGAUCGGCGGCUGCCCCGGCGGCCCGGCAGCACCCAGGGCGAGCACGUCACCAUCUUCCAGUACUGGAGCCACUUUGAGUCCCUUGGUGCCCUGGCGCUUGACACCUACAUGAUGGAGCUGGCAGAGGAAGCGCUGCUGGCACAGAACCUCAACUCAGAUGACCAGGACGUGGUGCUGCGGGCCCUGAAGCGCGUGCCCGAGGGCCGCCUGAAGAAGGAGGGGCUGCAGGCGCUGAGCCUGCUGCUCGUGGAGGGCAACAGCAAGGUGGUGAGCGCCGUGUCAGCCCAGCUCCGCAGCCUGGCUGAAAACCCCCGCUUCCGACAGCGGGCCCUCGUGUGCUACCUGGAGCAGCUGGAGGAUGAGGAGGUGCAGAGGCGCGUGGCGGGCUGCGCGGCGCUGGGCUGCCUCAAGGCCAAGGAGAGCAUCGAGCAGCUGGUUUACCUGUGCCAAACCGACAAGGAGCCCGUGCGGGAGGCAGCCAAGCAGAGCCUGAUGCUGUGUGGGGAAGAUGGUAAAUCAGCUCACCGUCGGCUGGAGGAGGCCCUGGACAGCCUCCCGCGCAUCUUUGCCCCAGCCAGCAUGGCCAGUACAGCUUUCUGAGCCGCCGCACCGCGCCACGCCGCCUGCCGCGCCCGCGGGCAGCUCCCGCCCCGCAGCACUCCGCACACUGCCUUAGGAGCACCGCUUCCCUCCGCCGCCCCGGGGCCGCCCCGCAGCCCGGCGCCGGGGCUCGCUGCACGUCCCGCCCACCGGUGUCCGUCUCACAGCCCCGGGAGCGGCUCCGUUCCCGCCCGCCUCGGCCGGCCGCAGCCGCGGGGAGCGGAGGGCAGACGUGCCGGGGCUCUCUGCCUCCUCUUGCCUUCCUCUUGCCCGAGGGCGAGCGUGCCCUGUCCUGGAAGGACCUGCACUUUGGAAACCAAGCCGUUUCUUGCCGGGGCCGUGGGGACUGCUGCUGCCCUUUGCCACCUGGACUUCCCCGGGACUUAAAUAAAACGAAAUAUGAGAUAUUAAUAUAUUCUGCCGGCGUUUCUUCUUUCCAGCUCCACGUGCUCCUGUCCCUCCCCCGGCUGGGGCUGCAGGGGAGCGCUGGUGCGACGCGGCCCCAGCCCACAGCCUUUCCCCGCCCCGUGGGGCCGUGCCGUGGGGGGCAGGGGCAGGAGCAGCCUCAGAGGGGCCGGAUGGACAGAAGCUGCCACCUUUCGUGGGGUUGGUUUAUUUUUUAUUUACAUGUUUGUUUGUUUUGCAGAAAAACAAAGGCAAAAACCUUCUUUUUUCUAUAAUGUCUCUAUAAAUCUAUAUAUAAUGUAAUUACAGAGAAUGACUAAUUUUGAUUUUAAACCAGAAAUAAAGCCAGACCUUUACUGAG